CCAACAUCCGGGAAUGCCGUCCCUCGAAUAUCCACGCUUCCUCAACGUCCUCGUCGCCGCCACCUCGCCCUCCGCCCACCACUUUGCCCAGGAUGUCUUCAAGCGCAUUUCCUGCUUCGACAACGUCCGGUCCCGCACCAUCGUCUGUCUCGACCAGAAGUCCUACCCUACGAAUCCCUUCCUGGUCGCCGACUACUACCACGAUGGCCUUACCCUGGCCUCCGAAGAUAUUUCGCGAGGACACCAGAAGGCCGCCGAGCUGUGUGCAUGGGCUGAUCUGCUCAUUUUGGCCCCGAUGACGGCCGACGAUCUCGCACGAAUGCUCCACGGCAUGACCAACAACCUGCACUUGGGCAUCUUAAGGAGUUGGGAUGUGUCAAAGAAGAUACUGCUCAUUCCGGCCAUGUCCACCCUCAUGUGGGAGAAUCCCAUGACCAAGAAGCAACUUAGCAAAAUCCGGAGAAAGUGGAACUGGAUACGCGUAUUGCAGCCACUACUGUGGACUUUUGAGUCGAAAGUCCGCAAGGACCUUCCUUGGGAUGGCGUCGAUGGUCUGAUUGAGUCAGUUCAGACUCAGGUCGACUUGAUGACAGUGGGCAGAGACGUCGAACAUGUGGCAAUGCCGCUUAUGCAGGCCUUUGAACCAAACGCAAAGCCCGGGCCAAUCCUCCCGCCGGAGCUAUGGUCUAUCAUUAUGGACUACACUGGUGACUGGGAGUUGGCGACUGCACUAAACGUCCACACAAAAGUAUCAACGCCGCCGGAGUGGAGACAAGCCAGCAGCGAAGCCGGACCGCAGACCGCUAUGGAGAAACUUGAAUGGAUCCUCCUCAUUGGCACUCUUAGUGAAGUUAAGGCUCUGCUUGCAACAGACAAGCCUCGACGUCUCUCUCGUUUGUGCAUCAAGAUCAUCAUGCGUUUUGCCAAAGUCAACCUCCUCACCCACCUGGAGACUGCACACCAGGAACUCUUCUGGUCCACCUUUGGGCACUCCUUCCUUCCAGUAAAAUCAUCCUCUGUUUUUGGCAGAGUUGAGAUACUAGAGUAUUGGCGCACAUCUCCCUCCUUCCUCACAAAAGAAUAUUCGAACGAGGCCAUGGACAACGCCAGUCGCGCCGGCUUUGUACACGUGCUCGAGUGGUGGUACAAUUCCGGUCUGUCGCUCAAAUACACUGAGGCUGCCCUAGAGCAAGCCAGCAGCCAAGGCCACAUCGCCGUGCUUGAAUGGUGGAAGCAGCACGGCCUCCACGAACGUGAUUCCAGGUCCUCGUCCACCCCAUCUAGCUCCACCGCCAGUGCCGAUGCUGAUGAAAGCGAUCGGUCGACUCGCGCCCCCAUCCGCCUCAAGGUUGGGAAAUCCAUUUCCUACGCCACACAGUCCGGACAUCUUCCAACCGUCCGCUGGUGGAGUGAGUCUGGUAUCGCUUUCCCACAUGAAGACACCGUCGCCAAGCUAGCGUCAACCCACGGCCAUGUCCAUAUCUUGGCCUUUUGGCGUAAGCUCCGUGGUGAGAAGAUGCUAUUUGAUAACCAGGUUCUUGUUGGCGCAACCAAAAUGGGCCACGCCGAUGUGCUUGAGUGGUGGAAGCGGAGUGGGCUGCGUGUCGAAUAUAAGACAUGUGACAUCGAGGAGGCACUCGAAGACGGAGUCGAAGGCGACAAAGGGGAGAGGGUCAAACGGUGGUGGGCACAGAAUGGGUUGAAUUUGGGCGUUGCCACGAGCGAGUGGAUGCGCACCAAAGCUCUGGGAACGUGAAGUUCAACUCGUCCUUGGGGUCAUGGGAAUAGAAUACAUACCAACGGCUCUGAGAGUCAGCUUGUGAUAGUAAUAACAAACACAGCCCUAUAAAGUAAAUCACGACUCCCGAGG
Messenger RNA from Mytilinidion resinicola, 1870 nucleotides. Its product is annotated as flavo protein. Bases 14 to 1756 code for a protein of 580 amino acids. The record is from RefSeq and is a predicted model, not a curated record. NCBI's taxonomy places the organism in Eukaryota, Fungi, Ascomycota, Dothideomycetes, Mytilinidiales, Mytilinidiaceae. Gene Ontology annotation, molecular function: FMN binding; phosphopantothenoylcysteine decarboxylase activity. The transcript has a single exon. Gene Ontology annotation, cellular component: phosphopantothenoylcysteine decarboxylase complex. Gene Ontology annotation, biological process: coenzyme A biosynthetic process.